Messenger RNA from Ruditapes philippinarum (Manila clam), 2241 nucleotides. RefSeq lists its product as uncharacterized. Gene Ontology annotation, cellular component: nucleoplasm; chromatin. NCBI's taxonomy places the organism in Eukaryota, Metazoa, Mollusca, Bivalvia, Venerida, Veneridae. Gene Ontology annotation, molecular function: zinc ion binding; ubiquitin-protein transferase activity. The record is from RefSeq and is a predicted model, not a curated record. The coding region runs from base 491 to 2155 and encodes 554 amino acids. Gene Ontology annotation, biological process: positive regulation of DNA-templated transcription. The transcript is spliced from 2 exons.
GGCAAAUAAAGAAAUUAGGGCAUAAAAUUUCAAAAUUCUGUUCAUAUGACAAUACAAUCAUUUACAUUUUUAAUCACUUCCUGGUCCAAAUAUUUCACAAUAAUUAGCAAAUGUUUGAGACGUACAUUUUUAUAAAGUUUGACAAUUAUUCGUUGAAUAAGCACAACGGAUCAAUAAUUUAAAAUUAAUAUUUUAAAGUGGUGAGAGAUACGAUAUGUUUUGGUUACAACAUUCAUGACAGUAACAUUAUCUCUACAAAAGUUCAAAUUUUGAGGCAGUGUGUUAGAUAGGAAAGGUUUAAUUAAUUUUGUUGAGAAAGCAGUAUUUGAGACAAUGGAAAUGUAAAGAUUGGAAUAAGAAUUUUAUUACAAUUUUUUUUUUCAAAAUGACGAUGUUAUUACUGCAAUAAAAUAUAAGGACAAGCUAUAUCUAUAUUUAGACGCUGUAUAGAUCAACUGAAUAAACCGGUUUCAACAAGAUUUUCAACAAAAUGGCUACCGGUGGAAAAAUAAAUAUGGAUAUUCUUUCUGAUGAAAUAUUUGAUGUAUUAUGCUCAAUGUGUAAAAAAAAUAAAGGUAAAAACACUGAAGGUGAAAAAUUCUGUGUAGACUGCCAUGAUUAUUUCUGCAUAAAUUGUGGAAAGAUUCACAGUCAAGUGCCUGUAUUAGCUGGUCACAAGGUGUUGGAUAAAUCUCAGGUUAAGUCAGGAACCAGCAAAGGUCUACCGAGGGCACCAGCAGAAAGAUGUGACAGACACAGUCAUAAACACAUUGAUAUGUACUGUCAGAAUCAUGAUAAUGUUGGCUGUACUACAUGUAUGACAAUUGAUCACAGAUCAUGUAAAGAUAUAUUCUACAUACCAGAAUUCAUCCAAAACAAAUCUUACCAAGUGGCUUCAAGAGAAAUUCAAACAAAGCUGAAGGCAUCAGCUAAGACCCUUGCUGUACAAGCUAACAAAUUUCAACAGGAUAAACAAAGUCUUCUGAAAAGAAAGGCUGAGUUACUGGAUGAUAUCAGAAAAUUCCGACAAGAAAUUAAUGACCAACUUGACAGGCUGGAGAAAUGUUCUAUAGAUGAGAUAGAAAAUAAAUUCAAACUUCUUGAAGACAAGAUUGAAGAAGGUCUCAAACAGCUUCAAGAACACAAAGCAAUGGUUACAUCAGCUAAUGAUAAAUUAACAUCUCCAAACCCAAAUCAAGCUGAAUUGUUUGUUCAUGUGAAGAUGGGGGAAAAUGCUGAAAAUGUUGCCAACAAAUUGAUAGAAGAUACCAAAAUGAAGAUAACAGUAAGUGACAUAGAGUUUCAACCUGACAAGAAAAUCCUUCAACAGGUGAAACAAAACAAAACAAUUGGCUUGCUAACAGAGAAAACUACAAAAACUGCUGACAAGUUGCUUCAGAUUACAGGGGAACAAUCAUACUGUGUCAACGUCAAGUUGGAUGAAAAGAAUUGUUAUAUCACAAGUGCCUGCUAUAUGGAAGAUGGUAAAAUAAUCCUAGCUGAUUUCAACAACUUCAUGCUUAAACGGUUAGAUAGUCACAAUUUUACCAUCACAGGUUGCUACAAUCUACCUGGUCUGCCACAUCAAAUAUGUAAAAUAAAUGAAACACAAGUAGCAGUAACAUUAUACUCCAAACAGGAAGUUCAUUUUAUUUCUGUAGACAGACAAAUGAAAAGAACAAAAAAGAUUGAAACUGAUUUUGACUGUUUUGGUCUUGCAUAUGCAAACAAUGAUUUAUAUAUUUCUGAUCUCACAUCAGUCUAUAUCUACACAAUGUCUGGCAGGAAACUUAAACAGUUUAGUUCUGACCAGUCAGGACAGAAACUGUUCUGUACCAUAUACAGUCUAGCUGUCAGUAAGGAUGCUACAAGGAUUUAUGUGGCUGAUGGUUAUAAAGGACUGAUAGUACUAGACAACAAUGGUCAGAUUGUUACAAAAUUUGAUGGUCAACAAUUACGGUUGGUUACAUAUUGUCAUCUCACUGAAGCAGGUAGUGUGCUGAUAUCUGGAUAUAAAUCCAAUAAUGUUUUACAGUUUACAUUUGAUGGACAGCUGAUAGGGGAGGUCAUAAAAGCUGACAGUGGAAAAUCAAGAAUUCUGUCAGUUUGCUGUAAUCAACAAAUGUCUAAAGAUGUGUAUAAGCAGAGUAAAUGAAGACAAUAUUGAGGUGUAUGAUAUCUGAUCAGUUAUGUAAAUGAAAACAAACAAACAUAUAAUCAUGCUUAUGGUAACAACUUUAA